This is a messenger RNA of Petromyzon marinus (sea lamprey), 8328 nucleotides long. RefSeq names its product transmembrane protein 94 (gene TMEM94). The record is from RefSeq and is a predicted model, not a curated record. Gene Ontology annotation, molecular function: nucleotide binding. NCBI's taxonomy places the organism in Eukaryota, Metazoa, Chordata, Hyperoartia, Petromyzontiformes, Petromyzontidae.
GGUGGGUGGAUGGGGGUGGGGGCCCGUUUCGCGUUUGGUUAUUCGGCGUGACCGACCGCAUUCAGGCUUAGCGGCGAGUUUCAUAAUAAUCGCCUCUUCAGAAGUAGCAGCGCCGUUUGCAAGAUCGUUCACUCUCGAGCCUCGCUAUCCGCUUCAUUAGCUGGGUGAAUCUCGCGCGCAGGAGGUCCUUCCUCCCCCCCCCCGCCGUGGUAAAGUCAACGUCGAUCGCGUCAAUGUCUUUUUACAGGCAAGCGUCCAGCCUCCGUCUUAACACCAUGCACGUACAGUGCCCUGUAUUCGUGUAAACGCGCGCGAACAGCCGGGUUGAACGGGAGUUUAAUUAAAAUUGCGCGUAUCAUUUGAUCACAACGAAACGUUUGUUCGAUCGCCUAGCUGGUCGGUGCUUGGACGUCGGCGUUUAAAGCGAGCUUACGUGCGCAACGCUUUAGGCUUUGCUGUACUGUAUCUACCUGUGAGGUGGAGCGGUGGCGCUGUGGUUAGCGCACCGCGCUCCGAAUCGUGGCUGGGAUCUCCCGGCCACGGCUAUCAUCAGUGGCGAGUGAUAUCUGAACCGGUCCUGUGCACCCCACCACCACCACCACUCACCUCCCGCCGCCACCUUCAGCCAACCUGCAGUGACCAGCGUGGUGAAGUAUGGUCAAAUCGCCUACGUGACAAAGUCGCCUGCAACGGCGUAGCCGCCAGCUUCGCUGAGUGUGCACCGAGACGCGAGGCUGGUGCAUGGCGCGGGGGUGCCGUGCCACCCUGGAGCGCCAGCGCGGACAACGGUCGGCGCUGUGACGGCGAUGGCAGCGUCCCCAAAGAGCAAGCAGGGGAGCGAGGGCACGGAGAGGUUGGGUCUCACCACCGUGGAAGCCCUCGGUAUCCUCAAGCAGCAGCUGGAGAAGGUCCUCGCCGACCACCAGCGGCAGCAGGAGGACCGACCUCGCUCGCUGGCAUGGCAGAGGAGUUUCUUGCACCACGGAAACCGCUGGUCGUGCUUCCAUCUGCUCGGCGCUCUGCUCAUGCUGCUGGCGGGCAUGCUGCUUCUCUGCUGCCAUGGGGGACAGCCCAAGGGCAGCGAGGGUGCGGAGCUGGUGAAUGGGCUGGCGUUGCUGGCGCUGCUGGGAGUCAACCUCUACGUGAUGGGGCGGCAGGCGCGGCUCAAGGACACGGAGAUCCCGCGCCGACUGCGCUCGCUGCUCGACGGCAUUGGCGACACGCUGCGUGAGUGCGGCGAUGGCCGCACGACCCCCUGGGAGAAGUUGGCCUACCCGGACCUGCUGAUGCCGCACUCGAAAGCCAUUGCACUGCAAUGGGCGUACCGUGAUGGUGCGCUCAUCAACCUCCCGCUCAGCCUCCUCGUCGAGGGCGACGUCAUCUCGCUACGGCCCGGCCAGGACGCCCCCGUGCACCUGCGCGGAAUCAAGGACGAGGAGCACCUGCUGCUGGCGCCGGGCGACCUCUUCCUGCGGCCCUCGCCGCUGGCGUCGCCCGUGCCGUGUGACCGCGGCCGCCCCCACGCGCCGCAAAAACCGCGGCAGUUCCGUGUGACGCGCACACCCGUGCUGGAGAGCGUCAGGAAGUGCCUGGAGGGUGGCACGGGCCGCCCCGUCAGCGUGCUGGACAACGAGUGCUUCGCCGCCCGCACGCUGCUCCACCGAUUCGUCGUGCCCGCCACGCUGCUUCUCCUGCUCGUCACCAACGCUCUGCGGUUUAUCCUGAAGGCGCCCGGCAUUGGAAGUCCUGUUUACACGUUCAUACAACUGCAGGUGAACGGCGUCCUGCCGCUGUUGCCGCUCAUCUUCCCGGGGCUCUGGGUGCUGGUGAACGCGUACGGUGAGGCCAAGGUGCUCGCGCAGUUCAGCAAGGCGCCCCCCACGCCCUUGCUCGCUAAGUUCUCUGAGGACACUAUAAGCAGCUACACUGAAGUGGUGUCCUCUAAGGAAAUGUGCCUGUGCGAGUGGAGCCAUUUCAUCCGCGUCCUCCGCGGACGCUCGCCGGCGCUGUGCCAGACCGGCAGCCUCCUGCACAACCUGGGCUCCGUCACGGUGCUGUGCUGCGUGGACAAGCAGGGCGUCCUCUCCUGGGCAAACCCCAGCCCCGAGAAGGUGGUCUUCUUCAGCAGCCAGCCCGGCCCAGAGCCUGGCUACGACGAUGACGACGAAGACGAAGAAGAAAAGGACGACGAAGAUGAUGACGAGGAAAUGGGAGACGAGGAGCGUGGGGACGAGGUGGACGAGGUGGAGGAGGUGGACGAGGUGGCGGACGCCCGGAGGAGGAAGGCGGGCAGAACGGCGGUGUCGUCGUCGUCGAGCUCCGUGCGGCUCCUGGAGGCCGAGUGGGCUGAGCAGUUACGCGAGACGCAGUCCCUCCUCCCACCGAGCGCCGACAUCGAGCGCGGCCUGGACCAACCUCCCCGCCCGCUCGAAGGAGGUCGAAAGUCAUGUGCCGCUCCUAGUGCCACCACCACCGCCACCAGCAGUGCCAACGCCGCCACCUUCACCGUCGGCUCAAGCCCUCGGUGCUGCCCGCCAGCGACCCCCGGGGCCAAACCGGCGGGGGCGUCCGUCGUCAGCUUCUGCCAGUGCGUGGAGGGCGGCGCCGGCGAGCCGGAGAAGGAGCGGCGCAGGGACGGCCUAGAGGUCGAGGCCAUCGCUGAGCUGGCGGAAGAAGAGGAGGAGGAGGAGGAAGCGGUGACGGCGACGGGGGCGGAACGUCAGGGCGACGGCGGGGACGACGUGGACGGGGAGACGGACGACUUCGUGUGCGACUACCGCCUUGAGGUGCUGAGCCUGUCGCAAGACCAGCAGAAUCCGGCGAGCGUCCAGUUCGACGACGCGCGCUGGCCGCUGCACGCCACCUCGCUCAAGCCGCUGGGCCUCAACGUGCUGCUCACGGCGUGCAACGCGCCGCUCGCCCCGCGCACGCUGCGCCUGUGCGACCACCUGGCGCAGGCGGCUCGCGCCGGCAGGGCCGCCUCGUCCUGCCUGCCCACGCGGCCGCCCUGGGGGCUCUGCGAGCUGCCUCGCAUCAUAGGCUUCACGCCCGGAGCCAAAGACGUUUUCUCGGUCGAGAGCUACUUGGCGCUCUUCCAGCUGCCGAGCGGCGAGCACCUCCCCUCGGGGCGCGACCGCGCGCGCCGCCUCUCCGCCGUCGUCAAGCGCCGCCUCCCCAUCGGACACCUCGUCUCUCUCCUCGUCAAGGACCUCAAUUCUGGUGACCUGCAGCUGCUGUCCCACGGCACGGCCGACGUGGUGCUGGAUGCCUGCACGGACUUCUGGGAUGGGUUCGACAUCUACCCGCUGUCUGCCUCCGACAGGAAGAAGGUCCUCGAUUUCUACCAGCGCACCUGCCUCUCGGGAUACUGCGUUGCCUUCGCCUACAAGCCCAUGCACGGGCCGCUCGCGCCCGAGCUGGACAGGCGCUGCGUCGAGCUUCCCCCGGGUCACGACCCCUUCGGGGCCAUCGCGGCCUCCGCCAACGCCGCCACCGCCGUGGCCGCCCUCUCGGCCCCCGCUGGGCCGGCCGAGAACCUGGGGGGCACUCGCCACGCCGACACCCCCGGCCACACGCCCGUCAAGACGAGCGGCGCUCGCAAGAACAGCUGGAGCUCGGACGAGGGCAUAGGCGAGGGCGCGGAGAGAGGCGAGGGCGUGCAGGCGCUGUCGGGGCAGAUCUUCAUGGGGCUCGUGUCGGCGCAGUACCAGGCGCGCCUCGACAUCGUGCGCCUCGUCGACGGUCUGGACAGCGCCUGCAUCCGCUUCGUCUACUUCUCCAUGGAGGACGAGCUCCGUAGCAAGGUGUUUGCGGAGAAGAUGGGCCUGGAGUCCGGCUGGAACUGCCACAUCUCGCUGCAGUCCAGCGGCUACGACCUGGGCACGGACGCCCCCCCGCACAGCCCCAGCCAGGCCAGCUCGCUGCACGACCAUGCCCAGCAAGAAAGGGAGGUGCAGAUGUUGCUGGAGGAGGAGACGCACUCGGACGUCGUGAGCUACCCUCCCACGGACAGUGACGCGCCCAGCAUCCUCGAGUACUCCAACCGGGCGAAACUUCCUCGAGGCAUCGAGAACGUGCGGCCGCACCUCGAGAACAUUGACAACGUCCCGCUCCUCGUGCCACUCUUCACGGACUGCACGCCCGACACGAUGUGCGAGAUGGUGGCGGUGAUGCAGGAGCACGGCGAGGUCGUCUGCUGCCUCGGCAGCUCCGCCAACGUUCGCAACGGACGCGUGUUCUUGCAGAGCAACGUCAGCAUCGCGGUGGACCCUCUGUACCCGUCACGGUGCACGUGGGAGCGGUUCGGCUUCGCGCCGAGCGGCAUGCCGGCCGACACGGAGGCGCAGGGCGGGGGGCCGCUACGACUGUCGGGCCAGCUCAACGGGCUGCCCUGCUCCGUGGCCUUCCACCACGAGGAGAACCUCAGCAUCAUCAAGCUCAUCAAGCAGGCGAGGCACACCAUCAACGGCAUGCGCAAGUGCUUCCUCUUCCUGCUGCAGUGUCAGCUAUCCCUGGUGCUGCUGCAGGUCGUGAGCUGCCUAGUCCAGCUGCCACCACCACUCAGCACGACCGACGUCCUGUGGAUGUCCUGUGUGUCGCACCCGCUCAUCAGCGUGUCGCUCCUCGGCAAGCAGCCGGACAACUCCGUCAUGACGAUCGCCACUGGCAAGAAUCUUAUGGUGCUGCCGCGCAGGACCGUGCACUACUAUGUGCUCUGCUUCCUGGGCAAGUUCCUCCCGUCUGUGUGCAUUUACCUGUGCUGCUUCGCGCUCACACUCAACGGCUUCUGCCGGGCGGGCAGCGAGAGCAUGGGAAACCACAACGCCACGCACUGCGACGCCUACCCCUUCAGCCAGUUUGAUGGGACACUGUGGUUCGGGGAUUACUCCAACGCUCUGCUCCUGGCGCAGAAAAUCACCGCCGGCUUCCUACUCCUCAACAGCCUGUGCGUCCUGGUGACCCACGUGCAUCGCACUCAGCCGCUCUGGAGGCACAGUCCCUUCACCAACACGUGGUGGACAGCAAUGGUGCCCUUACUGUUGGCACUGCAAGCGGUGCAGGCGGCGGUGGAUGUGCAGCUGUGGCGGAACGGGGAGAGCCUCGUGGCGGUGUGGCUGGCCGACGUUCCCAUCGUCACGUGGCUGAUGGGCUUCCUGUGGCUCGUUCCGCUCGUCGUGAUCAACGAGCUCAUCAAGCUGCAUGAGAUCCGGAUGCGCGUGCGCUACCAGAAGCGGCAGAAGCUGCAGUUCGAGACCAAGUUGGGCAUGAACUCUCCCUUCUAAGCGCUGGCCAGGCGGUGCCGGUCGCCCGUCUGCGCCGCCCACCGCUCUGCUGAGCUCAUGGCGAGAGACGUGCUGUUCACCGUGCUGUUCACCGUGCUGUUCACCGUGCUGUUCCCCGCGCUGUUCACUACCGUGCUGUUCCACCCCAACCCCCCCCCCCCUCCUCCGUUGUCCCGGAUAUGACGAGUCGAAUUGGACAAAAUCGACGGACACGACGCAGCCAACCUUUGCCGGCGAUCACCUCCCUCUCUUCCUCCUGCCUCAUCCUUGGUUUUCCCUGUUAGCGCGUUGUCUCAAACUACAACGGAGGGGAAUCGGCGAUGAAAACCCAAUACCUCUUUAUUUUUGUCCGCUCUUUGCAACCAAGCCACGCCCGGGGGCCAUGCUGAGCAAACCCGGCACGGCUCGGCAGGCGCCGGGUUGUUUUUCCACAGCAGUCGGGCGCCGUGCCGCCGACGUCACGCGCAACGUACGAGCUUAGAUGUAAGCGUAUACGUUGAACUGCUUACCGUACGUAGCCAACCGUGCUAAUCGGAGGUACGGGGGAGGGACAAUAAACUAACACACAAAAAGCAGUUCUAAAGAAAUUAGUUUUCAAUCGAGAUUUAAAAAGACGACGCGACGUGACGAACGUGUCGUUCGCCCCCUCCGCCCCUGGCCCUGCUUGGCCCCCCGAGCCAGAUUCAGAUGCUGUCGCGAGGGCCCGUGUAUCACGGUUUGGUUCCGGCUCGGCACGGUAAAGUGCCGGCGGCGAAGCCACCCGUUAGCGUGUGCCGCGCGGUGCCCUGCCGCGCUGCCCUGGCUCGGAUGCACCAGUAUGAAAAACGGGUAUUGAGAGAGGAUGAGUAUUAACGAGAACUGGGGGAACAAAGAUGGGUUACUUGGCUUCGGAAGGAACUGGCGACCGGUUUGAGACCCGGCGUGUUUGAACCUCGACUUCCGUCGCGGACUUGGCGCCCUCGUCGCCGCCGCCGCCACUUCUCGCACUCGACGGCGGGAAGUUGUCAGCGGUUGUGCGGAGACUGAAUUCCCGCAUGGAAAUGUGGGAAAUUUACCACUGGCUCAGGAAAGGCCUUCGGAGAUAAGAGCGCCGCCCUUUCUACUUGUGCUCGGUUAACCACUGGGAGACUUUGACUCUGGAUGUAAUUGUUACGUCACGCGUGUGUGUGUUUUGUCUUGGAUACUCGUAUGCGCCGUUUAUGCGCACGUUAUUCUAUGAGCUAUAUAUCAACAAUUUGCCUUGCUGCAGUUUGGCCAGGUUAUAGGGAUGGCUUCCCAACUCGGUGUAUGCAGUGUCCCAUCAGGUUAGCGUCUUCAUUGACAGGUUCAUAUACACAAGAGGAUAGGUAGGUGCUCCCACUGAAAUUUGAGUCAAGUAAUUUAUUAUCCAUUUCAGUCGUCAUCAGAAGCCGUGAUCAAUCUACUGCUGGAUGAAGGCCUCCCCAAGUCACUGCUGCCUCGUGAUCCUGCAAUGUAACACUUUCGCCUGGCUCCUCCACACGAGCUGAUUUCACCGCACCAUCUCCAUGGUACUCUACCUUUAAAACAGAUCUCCCUUUUGCGCCACCAGUGACACCUUCACUUUUAAAUAUGCAAUCAAACGAAAAAGGUCUUGAUUGAUUUCAUGAAUCCAUUUCAUUUAUGAUGCUACCAUCAGUCGUGCCAAAUGUUUAUUCUGUUUUAUAUCUGCUUUGGUUUUCAUUCUUUAAUUCUAUCUCUUGACCUGGCUUUCGGAUGCAUUUCUCAGACUUUUCACUUUGGCCAAACUGCACAGCCCAGAGAUGGGCCCUCAUUCCGCACACGGGCCAAACAUAAUGUGUUUAGUACAAUGAUCAGAGCGUUGGCCUCGUUUUCUCACGUUCAAAGGUCGGUCGUGAAAAUAGGGAACGCGACCACAAAGUCCGUCCAGCAAUCGGAUACUGUUGCGUGCAACUUGCAAUCGGUUUCCUACUUUCAAAAUCAGUCGAGCGUUUGUACAGCAGUCUUGAGAGCGUCGUUUUGGUUACGUCGAAAAAUAAUGGGGGAGGAGGUGGGUGGGGUUGCGGUUGUUUUUACGUUUAUUUAUGAAAUAUUUGCUGUGUGUUGCAUCAAUACUCGUGUAAUAGCGGAGGUCGACCUCCACACGUGGCAACUCCAAAGUUGGUGCUACAAACGCCACUUACGGGUUUUCCAGUUUCAGCCAACACUCGCAGUUGGUAUAGUUAUUCACGACAAUGUAGAGACAAAACGCAUAAUAAUACUGAUGUUCUAUGGGUGCUGAGCAGAUGAACAGUUUCCAGACGAGCUCUCCAUGGCUCGCGACGUAGCUGAGAGAGACGGUAGUACGGCAGUACGGCAAUACAUUGAUUAAUCUAUCUGAUCGGAGGUUUGGAGCAUCGCCACUUUUUCAUAUGCGUGGGUAUCCUGCUCCCACACGCCACGCAAAUGUUAAUUAAAUUAGCCAAGCAUCCCCAAUGUAGCAGGACCCACCUGCAAAAGAAUAUUGUGACUCACUGAGGCUUUUUUCUACUAUUAUUGCAUCAGCGAUGCCAUCUGGUAGAGGGAGCCCUAACGAAAUCACAGCUAUUGCAUUACGAUUGCACUCCUCGGAUAAACCAAUCUCUUGAAACCGAGAACACCUGGAGCGAAGUGUGUAGCCUGCCCCCAAACCCGGUCACAGACCACUCAACUCGCGCACCUCAGCCUAGCAACACGCUUCGGCAUAGUUGUAUAUUGUUGUCAUUGCCAUAGAAACGAUGACUGGAUUUCCCGAAACCCGGUUGCCCAUGGCAGUGCCACUACGCUAUUGGCUGCGGCGCAGAUAGGCGGGCGGGCCUCCCGAGGUUUGGGGAUCGGUUCGAGACGGCGUCGUUGCUCCAUUGAGGAAAAUUUACCGUCGCCGAAAUCUCACGCCUGUGGCUAAGUUGUCAAGUUUUACGUUUGUCGUCGAAAAACUAAAAUGUGCAUUUUUAAAAGCGUCUCCAUGUUUAGUUGCAUAUUUUAAAUGUGUGUGUUUAACUGUGCCUAAUAGAUCAGGGAUGAGUUUCAGUAAAAAAAAUAUAUAUUU